This is a messenger RNA of Cokeromyces recurvatus, 911 nucleotides long. Its product is annotated as gamma-secretase subunit Aph-1. The coding region runs from base 42 to 791 and encodes 249 amino acids. Gene Ontology annotation, cellular component: endoplasmic reticulum; membrane; gamma-secretase complex. Gene Ontology annotation, molecular function: protein-macromolecule adaptor activity. The transcript has 4 exons. Gene Ontology annotation, biological process: positive regulation of catalytic activity; protein processing. NCBI's taxonomy places the organism in Eukaryota, Fungi, Mucoromycota, Mucoromycetes, Mucorales, Mucoraceae. The record is from RefSeq and is a predicted model, not a curated record.
AUGAAUAAAAAUAGUUACCAUUUUACUUUUUAUAUUAUUCAAUGUCACUCUACACAUUUUUUGGAUGUCUGUUUUUAGCUUAUGGUCCUCUUCUAUCCAUCUUUUUCUUGUAUAUUGCUCCUAAUGCGCAAUAUGUAUUAUUAACAGUAGCCAGUGCUUUCUUUUGCUUAAUAGCAUUACUCUUAUCAAGCAUUAUCUGGUAUCUUGCAAAAGGAGCACAAACUAUUCAUUUUGUGAGCAUUACAUAUAGUAUAGCUAUUCAAGAACUUUGUAGAUGGGGUUUUUAUUUAUUGUUACGUCGUGCAGAAUCUGGAUUAAAUACAAUAUCAUCUAAUCCGAAAUCACCUUUUAAUCGAACCACUUUUGCCUUUGUUUCUGGAUUUGGAUAUGCUUUGAUGACUUCCUUGAUUAGUUAUAUAUCUUUACUUGUGGAAUCAAUAGGACCUGGCGUCAUCAUGUGUCCUUCUUGUCCUGAAAUAACCAUCUAUUUUAUGUCUGCUAUAACAACUACUUUUUUCUCUUUAAUGCACAUUUGCUGGAUGAUAAUCUCUUUUGAAGGUUUCAGUGAGCUACCUCAAAUAAAAGGCUGGCUAAAGAUAAUUUGGGUCAUUUCAUCUCAUUAUGGUGCCUCUUUUACAACAGUUUUAAAUGCUUCAAGAAAUAUUAAAUAUGGUUGUAUAUACUCAAUUAUGACAAGUCUUUUCAUUCUUCUUACAUCUACCUAUCUUGUCAUUUCAUCCCUUAAAUCAAAAUUCAAAACAUUGUCUAAUACUCGUCGUAGUCAACAUUAAGCAUAGAUAUAUUAUGUACAAAUACAUAUACAUACCCUUUUUUUUCCCCUUCCCCCUACCCCACUUUUUUAUAUACACAUAUACAUAUACAGAUAUAAAAAGUGGAAUAUAUGUCUUUUA